GUUGGUACUUUCCAUGAUCUUGGCAUCAGUGCUGCUUCCUCCAGAUGAGUGCAAGGCUGCUGUUGCUCCCUGUUCCAUCCGUGACCCUCUUCCUAUUCUUCACAAAUAUUUCCAGUCUGGAGAUGUUGUUAUUGGUGGCAUUAUGUGUCAAAGCCAUAUAACUUCAAGCAUAGCCUUCAAUGAACCUCCUACACCUGAACUCUUCGAUGACAUUAUGUAA
Molecule: messenger RNA, 220 nt
Organism: Podarcis lilfordi (Lilford's wall lizard)
Lineage: Eukaryota; Metazoa; Chordata; Lepidosauria; Squamata; Lacertidae
Source: the annotation of a GenBank genome assembly